GAAGCGAACAGUUGCUGCAUCGCUGCUGCCUUUUUCCGUCUGUUUCCGCUCUGUUCUUCUUCACAAAUCUAUGACUUCAGGCAAUUAUUUCAUUCAAGAGGAGGAAGAGGAGCUGAUGAAGGGUUAUUUUGGUUAAUUGCCGACUCACUCUGAACUGGAGGUGAGUGGAAGGGAUUUCUUGCAACGCCGCAAGGUAACUAGGGAUUCCUCCCUGGGAUUUAUUUGCUGUUUUUUCUGCAGAAAUCUUUGGACAUUUGUUUUUGCGUUUUGUGAGCUGAAGCUGCCUGUAAUGGGAAACAGGUGGAAAUGUGAGGGUUAACCCCCCCACUGCGCUGCAUGUUGGCAAAGCUUCCCUACUUCUCUGCAGCCAAAGAUCCAGACGCUGACAAAUUGCACCUCAAUCAGGUGCAACCUUGGUGUGUGCUGCUCGGUUCUGGAAACACUGGGAUCUGAAGUGAGUGAGCAGAAAUCGGUGGAAGUGGAAGUGGAGGGCGGUUUGGUCGUUUUGUGGACUCGGGGAAGAAGAUGCCAGCCAUCCUGAUGGCCUCAGCCAUGAAGUCAGGACUCCCGAAACCCAAACCGGUUCACAGUGCCCUUCCCAUCCCCCAGACCCCCAGCAGACCGUCUGCCUUAGCUCUGCCUUCGGCGCCGCUCAAGAGCCGGCAGGUGUCCACCAGACCGUCAAGGAGUUCUCCGGAGUCGGAGGCAGCUGGAAACCCUCAGAUCUACACGGACUGGGCCAACCACUACCUUGCCAAGUCAGGACACAAGCGGCUCAUCAAGGAUCUGCAGACGGACGUCACGGAUGGAGUGCUGCUGGCCGAGAUCAUACAGGUCGUCGCCAAUGAGAAGAUUGAUGAUAUCAAUGGGUGUCCCAAAAGCCGUUCUCAGAUGAUUGAGAACAUUGAUGCUUGUUUGAGUUUCCUGGCAGCUAAAGGAGUCAAUAUCCAGGGUCUGUCUGCAGAAGAGAUUCGUAAUGGGAAUCUGAAGGCGAUCCUCGGCCUCUUCUUCAGCUUGUCCCGCUACAAACAGCAGCAGCAGCAGGCUCAGCGGCAGAACUCCCAGCCCUGCCUCCCGCCGGCGGCCCAAACCCAGAACACACACCCUCCCUUGAGCCAGCUGAGCAGCGCUCCGGCACAGCUCAGCCACUCUCCGCAUGGGACGCCCGGCCUCGCAGCACAGAAAGCAGCACAGGCCGAGAUGCAGUCCAGGGAUGGUUGUCAGAGUAAACUUCUCAAGUUUUCCAUUGGUCAGAAAAAGAGCUCUAGACUUCCUGGCCCGACAACAAGGGUGUCCACUGCUGGCGGUGACGUCCCUCCCAGAGGCUCGGUCAGCGCUGCUGGAAACCGGCGCAGUCAGGGCUGCAGUGACAAGACCAAAGCAAGUUUACAUCCGAACAAAGAUUCCUUGGAGGGCAUGACCUCACAGCUCUCUGUGAUGACUGAGCAUUCUCCGUCGUCUGCAGUGACCGUCGGCUCCUCCACCAGCGCCAUAUCUGCUACCUCCCACUUGGUUCCUCCAUCUUUGUCCUCGGCCUCCCCGUCUACCGCCAUUCCCCAACCCAACAGCAGCAGCAAACCCUGGAGGAGCAAGUCAACGAGCGCCAAGCACACCAACGCCCAACCGCCAUCAUCCACUAGCAACCCGGCAUCCGCAAUGCAGUCCAACAAGCCAGAGAAGGACGCAUCAACCAAGGUUGAAGCUCCUCCCAAAGCUGCCACCCAGAAGUCGAUGCUUGAGAAACUUAAGCUGUUCAACAGCAAAUCAGGAUCUAAAGCGGCAAUGCCCCAACCGGACGGCGCAGCCCCAGUCCGGACGCCUGUGGAGAAAUCGGAAACCGGCUCCAACACUGAUCCUUUAGAGGAAGAAGACGGCAACCUAAGACCAGGGAUGAAUGGGACAUCAGCUUCGACAACCGCCAGCAGCCCCAAAAUUGCUCUGAAGGGCAUUGCCCAACGCACUUUCAGCAGAGCUCUGACCGCCAAGAAGGGUUCAGUGAAAGGCCUGGACAAGGAGAAAGGGAAGGAGAAGGAGAAAGGGAAGGAGCUGGGCAAACGCGGCCCUGAUAGAACGGAGCUAAGGGGGGAGGAGCUUAAAGAGGAAGUAACGCCCGUUCCUCCGGAUGUUGAGGCGUCCAACAAAAAGACGUCCAAAAUUGCUAGUUUCAUUCCCAAGGGUGGAAAAGUAGCCAAAAAGGAGAGUUCGACCCCAGCACAAAGCGGAAUACCAAAGCCAGGAGGCAAAGCCCCGGGAGCUGGGGGCAAAGCUUCUUCAGCAAAGGAGGCGGCGGAAAGGCCUCGCAGCAUGCGGCUGGGCGGAGGCGGGCUCGCCAUGCACCGCGGGCCUCUGGAGAGAGACAGGGACAGCAGGCACUCCAGCUCUACCUCCAGCUUGGCCUCCUCUGAAGGGAGGCCUGGCGCCGCCCCGGUGGCGGGUUUAGGCACUACGCAGAGCACGGCCAGCAACACUGUCAGCGUGCAGCUACCUCAGACGCAGCAACUGCACAGCCACCCCAACACGGCUACUGUUGCACCUUUCAUGUACAGAACACAAACAGAUGGCGAGGGAACGGUGAACUCGGAGAGCGGCUCAGUGGGAAGAGGCGGAGACGUUUCCUGCACAAAGACCAGCCAGACCUCCAUUGAAGACCUUUCAGGUGAAGACCCAGAGACCAGACGGCUGCGCACCGUCAAAAACAUUGCAGACCUACGGCAAAAUUUAGAAGAGACCAUGUCUAGUCUGCGGGGAACUCAGGUCACUCACAGUACUCUGGAAACCACCUUUGACGGCAGCGUUACGACAGACAUCAGCAGUGGCGGCGGCGGAUCGUCCGGCAACAACAGUAGCGGCGGCGGGAGCGGUCGAAGCAUUCUCAGCCUCACCUCUGCCCGCUCGUCGCUGUCACCAUGGCGACUGGGGCAGUCCAGCCCUCGUCUGCAGGCGGGCGAUGCCCCUUCUGUUGGGAACGGCUACGGCGGGCGAGGGGGGCGCUAUCUGUACCCUGGGCAGCUGCGGAGGCAGCUGGCUGGCAGGGGCGGCGCUCUGUGCGGCGUGGAGCUGGGGGACAGAGCCGGAGAUGAAAUGGAGCUGGACGGCCCCGCCAUGGAGGUCACCGGCUACAUGAGCGACGGAGAUGUUCUGAGCAAGAACGUUGUGCGCACUGAUGAUGUCACCAGUGGCUACAUGACUGAUGGAGGUUUGGGUCUCUACACUCGCCGCCUGAACCGACUGCCUGACAGCAUGGCUGCAGUUCGAGAGACGCUCCAUCGGAACGCGUCGUCAGGACAGGGAGACGCCGACAGCUGGGAUGACAGCAGUUCGGUGAGCAGCGGCAUCAGCGACAACAUCGACACAGAUGACAUCAACACCAGUUCCUCCAUCUCCUCCUACGCCAACACACCUGCAGCUCAGCGCAAAGGCCUCAACACACAGCCUGUGACGGAUGCGGAGAAGCACUCUGCCUCCACAACAGCUCACCAGGCUUGGACCGGAGACGAGGUGAAGCGGCCCGACGGCGGGCUGGACGGCGGCGUCAGAAUGGACGCCAAGUGGAGCCGCAGGAACUGCGACGUGUCCGAUGAGUCGGACAAGGGCUGCUCGGGGAGAAAGACUCCCUCUUUGUCCAACACGGGCUCCUGGAGGAGAGGCAUGAGCGCUCAGGUGGGGGUGACGUCGCCCCGCACAAAAAGCACCAGCAGCACUGGCUCUACGGUUUCAGUCGGCCUGAAGAGCCACGGCUCGGGUAAAACCGACGACGUAAAAGUGUCGGAAAAAGGUCGCCUCUCUCCGCGCUCUAACGGCCUCCAGCGCUCGCCGUCUGACGCGGGGCGCAGCAGUGGCGACGAGGCCAAGAAGCAGCCGGCCCCCACCAGCCGCGCCGCCGCCGCCCCGCUUACGCACACCGUCUCAGACCCGCAGUCUCACACGCUCAUGCUGUCGACCCGCACCCCGACCAGCACCUUCGGCUUCAAGAAGCAAGGCCACGGCAUGGUCACCAUAGUUACUGCGAGCGGCGCCACCAUCACCAGCGGCUCAGCCACGUUGGGGAAGAUGCCCAAAUCCGGAGGGCGCUCUCUGUCAUGCGGCUUAAAAUCGGGCGGGCAGGAUGGGGGGUCUGCGUUGGGUCACCAUGACGACGGUUUCCUCCCGAUGAGCGCCCGCUCCACUCUGCAGUACCGCAGCCUGCCCAGGCCCAGCCGCUCGGGGGCCGCCGCCCGUAACAGCAACCGCUCGUCCACCAGCAGCAUCGAGGCGGCCGUGCUCUCCGUCACGUCUCACGGGAAAAACUCGUUUGGCAUCGCCAAGCCCAACGGGUCAGCGGCGCUCCUGGCCAAUCAGACGGAUCGUGAGAAGGGCGUCUCCGAGAUCGACAACCUGAGAGGCGGGAUGCAGAGUGGCCCGGCAGCGGCGGCGGCGGCGGCGGGAAGACAGCAAGUUUCAUCACCAACACUUCGCAGGUUAUUUGGUGGAAAGGCCAGUAAACAAGCUCCAGUCACCACAGCUGAAAACCUGAAGAACUCCACGGUGAUCUCCAACCCCCACGCCACCAUGAACCACGUCCCUACGGUGCUGGAGUCGCCUGACGGCGUGCUGGGAGGCGGGGACAGUGAGACCAGCAGCCCCCUGUUUGGAGGCCGAGCCCCGGGGUCAGGAACUGGGACUCUGGGCAGCGAGCAGGCCUCCAGCCCAGGAUCAAUGUAUUCCUCCACCGGUCCCUCCAACAGCCUGACAUGGGGAACCACCUUCAGCGGCUCGUCCGUGCCGAGCAGAGAGGGUACCCUGGGUGGGCAUGGUGGGGCAGGCAGCGUGGGAUUCCCUUCAGUCAGCAGCAUGCACACCAGCAGCGAGUCCAUCGACAUGAGCCUGAGCAGCGCCGGCGGACUCGGGACACAUCGGGAGGACACCAUCUCUGCUCUGGGUCGCGCCGGGAGCGUCAAGACCGGCAUGUCAGAGAGUCCCCUCUCCUCGCCCUCCGCUAGCCCCAUAUUCAGCCGAAACACGCUACCUCGGAGGCAGGACAGCGGGCCACAUUGUGGUAGAAACACUCUGCCUAAGAAGGGAUUCAGGUACGGUCCGUCUCAGCAGCUGCGAGGUCAUGAGGACCGUGAUUGGCUGCGCUCCCACUCCACCAGUGGGCUGCAGGACUCUGCCAAUAACUCACCGUUCUCCCCCGGCUCCAGCCUCACCUCACCCUCUGGGACUCGCUUCAACUUUGGACAGCUGGCAUCCAGCCCAACCUCUGCAGGUCAGAUCAACCUCGCUGGUCUGCGCAACAACAGCCUGACCAAUCAGGACGCUCCUUUUGACCCGUGCAGUGACAGUCGACUGAGAAACUCCUGCAUGUCGCUGGACGAGAAGACUCGCACCAUGAGCCGGUCAGGAUCUUUCAGGGACGGCUUCGAAGAAGUUCAUGGCUCAUCUCUGUCUUUGGUGUCCAGCACUUCUUCCAUUUACUCCACGAACGAGGAGAAGUCUCAGUCGGAGAUCCGAAAACUUCGCCGGGAGCUGGAUGCCUCCCAGGAGAAGGUUUCCGCCCUCACCACUCAGCUGAGCGCCAAUGCUCACCUGGUUGCAGCGUUUGAACAGAGUCUGGGCAACAUGACCAUCAGGCUGAAGAGUCUAACUCUGACUGCAGAGCAGAAGGACUCUGAGCUGAAUGAGCUGAGGAAGACCAUCGAGCUACUGAAGAAGCAGAACGCUGUUGCUCAGGCGGCCAUUAACGGAGUCAUCAACACACCUGAACUUGUACCCAAAGCAGAUCGGACAGCUGGCAGUAAUGGUACGAUGCAGCAGCAGCAGAAUCAGCAGCCAGACCUGCGCAUCAGGCGGCAGCAUUCCUCCGACAGCGUCAGCAGCGUCGCCAGCGCCACCAGCCACUCCAGCGUGGGAUCCAACAUGGACGCAGACGCAAAGAACAAAAAGAAGAACAAAAAGAACUGGCUGCGCAGCUCCUUUAAACAAGCGUUCACCAAGAAGAAAUCUCCCAAAUCCGCCUCGUCUCACUCAGACAUCGAGGAAAUGACGGACUCAUCCCUGCCAUCCUCCCCCAAACUGCCUCACAACGGCACUUCGGCCUCCAGCCACAUCCUCAGGAACACACACUCCAACACUCUAUUGUCGGAGUGUUUGGACAGCGAGGCUGAGACGGUGAUGCAGCUGCGGAGUGAACUCAGGGAAAAGGAGAUGAAGCUGACCGAUAUCCGCCUGGAGGCCCUCAGCUCAGCGCAUCAGCUGGACCAGCUUCGGGAGGCCAUGAACCGCAUGCAGCUGGAGAUUGAGAAGCUGAAGUCAGAGAAUGACCGCCUGAAGCUGGAGAGUCAGGGCAGCAGGACGGGAUCGCAGGCGUCCAUCUCGGCGUCUCCUCCGCCUCACACACAGAGCCAGAGCGCGGGCCCCGCUGCGGGCCUGUCCCAGCACAGCCUCAACCUUACCACCAGCGAGUCGACCAGUCUGGAUAUGCUGCUGGAAGACACGGGUGGAGAUGGUGGGAUGAGGAAGGAAGGUCGACACGUAAAGAUCGUUGUCAGCCUCGACGAAGAGAUCAAAUGGGGGGAGGAGAGUCAAUCUCGCCACUUCCUGAUUGGUUGCAUCGGAGUGAGCGGCAAAACGAAGUGGGAUGUUUUGGAUGGAGUGGUCCGACGCCUCUUUAAGGAGUACAUCACCCAUGUUGACCCGGUGAGCCAACUCGGCCUGACCACAGACAGCGUUCAGGGUUACAACAUCGGUGAAAUCCAUCGGCCCAGCAGCUCCAGUAUGGCCAGUACGCCUGAGCUGCUGCCCUGCGGCUACCUGGUGGGAGACAACACCAUCAACAUCCAGCUCAAAGGUGCGAGCAGUGAAAACGUCGACUCUCUCGUGUUUGACACGUUGAUCCCGAAGCCGAUGCUGCAGCGCUACGUCUCCCUGCUGAGGGAGCACAGACGGGUCAUCCUGUCCGGGCCGAGCGGCACCGGGAAGACCUACCUGGCCAAUCAGCUGGCGCGGCACCUUCUGCUCCUCGAGGGCCGACCUCUGACCCCGAACGCUGUCGUCACUUUCAACGUGGAUCACAAGUCCAGCAAGGAACUUCGUCAGUACCUGUCAGGAUUAGCCCAGCAAUGCAACAGUGUUUCUGGGGAAGACAGCCCCCUGGUGGUCAUUCUGGACAACCUCCACCACGUCAGCUCUCUGGGAGAAAUCUUUAAUGGCCUCUUCAACUGCAACUACCAGCACUGUCCUUACAUUAUAGGCACCAUGAGCCAAGCCACAUCUUCAGCUCCAAACCUGCAGCUUCAUCAUAACUUCCGGUGGGUCCUGUGUGCCAACCACACUGAGCCAGUAAAGGGAUUCCUUGGUCGUUACCUGAGGAGGAAGCUAAUAGAGAUGGAGAUCGGCAGCCGGACCCGAAACGCAGAGCUGGUGAAGAUCAUGGACUGGGUGCCGCGGGUUUGGCAUCAUCUGAACCACUUCCUGGAGACUCACAGCUCCUCUGACGUCACAAUCGGACCCCGCCUCUUUCUGUCGUGCCCCAUGGACGUGGAGGGAUCCAGGGUUUGGUUCACUGACCUGUGGAAUUACUCCAUCAUCCCCUACAUGCUGGAGGCCGUACGCGAAGGACUGCAGCUGUACGGCCGCCGGGCAGCGUGGGAGGAUCCAGCAGCCUGGGUGAUCGACUCGUACCCCUGGUCAUCGACGCCACCUCCGGGCGACUGGCCACCGCUGCUGCAGCUCCGCCCAGAAGACGUCGGCUUUGACGGCUACUCUGCACCAAGAGAAGGAGUCAGGAAAGAGCCGCCGCAAAGCGACAGCGAUGCAGAUCCACUGAUGAAUAUGCUGAUGCGCCUGAAGGAAGCGGCGACGUCAUCGAGCCCGCAGAGCUACGACAGCGACUCCAACAGCAACAGUCACCAUGACGACAUCCUCGACUCAUCGCUGGAGUCGACCUUAUGACAUCGCAGAAGCACAAAAGCUUGACUAUUUCUACUCCGUUCUCACCGUGAUGAGAACUUCCUGGCACAAAAUGCAGCCACAUUUAUCUGGGUGCAGGUAACCCAAGUGUUUAAAAAAAAGACAAGGUUCUUCAGCACUGCCGUGAUUUUUAAAAUUUUUUCCUUCACCGCCGUGGCCCUUGGUUCCUCUGUCAGGAGUCUGACGUCUGCUUCAGCAGAAAGUAGAAGCACACAGCCUGUGCCUGUUGAUGAGGCGUCCCUGUUACCAUCAUCAUGAGUCAACAGCUUACUUUAACACCAGCCAAGUGAUCGGCAUCCUCCCCUGUGUUGUAGACCGGACCCGCCUGCAGGUGGCGAUCCAACCCAUGCUGUCUUGCACUGUGAGCCAGCGCAGCAACGAUGAACAAUCAGCUCGUCCUCUGCAGACCAAACCAGCCAAAGUGAAUUUUCAGUUCAAAACACAACAUUUCUUUCUGAAAAUACACUGCAAAAAAGUUUAUUUUUGGUUUAGCUUUUAUUAAUAAGACAAAACUAACUUUUCAGCAAGACAGAGGAGCUUAUAGAAUAAUUAUAUAAUUAUUAUAGAAUAAUUCCUGAAUAUUGAUCAGUAGUUAAUAAUACGUCUUAUUUUGUUUUAUGAUCUAAUUGAACUAUUACACAAGAUGCAUUCUUAUAAUCAAGCCUGAUAAGUUUUUCUGAGUAACAUUUGAAUUUUUGUUACAUUUGUCAACAGAUUCCUAUAGCCAUUCCUUAAAUGCAGAUAUUAGGAAAAUAUAUUUGUAACAAAUUGUAUAUUUUAGCUAUUUGACAAGAUCCUAAUUUGACACAGAUUUUUUAAAAUAUUUCUGUAAUAAAGACAGGAAAAAUGGAGCGGAAAAUGUGACAGAUUUACUCUAAAACUUGAAUGAAAAAUGUGAAAAAUUUAGUUUUUUCAUAUUUUUGUAUUUUUAUUUGGGUUUCUACUGCUAAUAAAAACAACCCAAACUCUUAAAAACCCACCCAGACUUUUUUAGACAACAUUUUAAUGUUUUUUUUUUUUUUUUUAGUGUCUGGAAAAUGAACUGUUUUAAAAACUUCUGGAAUGUAACGUCUCAAAUCAGCAGGCACUGCUCGUUACCUAGCAACCCCAGCAGAACUCUAGCUUGUUAUCUAGCAACCAAAGCUGAGAUAUAUUUAAAACACAUUUUAUUUGUAUAACAGUUUCUAAACACUUCUAAACACAAACAAUUACAAGUAGAACUCUAAGUACAUCAAACAAAAACAUGAAAGAAGAACACUUAAAUUAAAAAUAUGUUAAAAAAUAAAACAGGACAUACAGCAUAAGCUGUAGAAUGACUGCCGGAAAGAACAAGUGUUUUGUUGGAACCACUUUCUGCAUUCUUAUUGGUUGUGCAGGAGGUUCUACUUCUGCUUUUCAAAGAUCUGCAGACUAAAAUCUCAAUAUUUACAAUUGAUUUUGUGGCAAAAAUGUAUCAAACAUGUUUUGUGUCGCCUAUAGACCGAACCUAAUCUGUUCAAGGAAGCAUCAGAGGUGACUAUGAAGCUGAAAUUCACUUUGGAGGGAUUUGUCCUUUAAAUGGCUGGCUGAGAUGAUCUGUGUCCUGAUUUCUUCUCUAAUUCAUCGCUUCUUUCUUUGAGCCUUCUGAUCUCUCUUCGCACAUUUGGCCCAUGCAGGCUUUAGUAGCACAAAUCUCCUUUUGGUGCUGGACAGAGUUCCAACAAACAAUGCCUUACUCUUUGCUACCAGAUUACGUGCAUUAGCUGAUUUUUAUUUUUUUUUGUCUGAAUGGCUGUAAAACGUAACAGGGCUCCAAAAGUCGUCCUCUCCUCGAGCGGCUGCAGUUCUCGAGGAGUGCCGUCGACCUCUCAUAUCAAUCACCGUUGCCGUGGGAACGUUGAAUAGAUGCGAAUCAGAAGCAGUACUUUUGAAUUAAAGAUCUAUUUUUUGUUUGUUGCUCUUUUUGCAUGAGUGAUCUGACAAGAUUGUAAAUAUGAACUGCAAGAAAGAAAAAUAUUUCAGUGUGUUUUGGUGCUUAAAAUCAGAACCUGUUGGUGACUGAGGCAAGUCAAAGACUUGAUUUUAUACCUCAUCUCCCAUCUUUUAACUGUUUUUUUUUUUUCAUUGUUUUGUUCUGGUUAUGAACAAAACUCAGACAUGUUGAACUAGUUUUAAAGCUGCUUUGUUUAUAUGAAAAUAUACGUAAGAGGUUAUUAAUAUAAAAGGUACGUGUGAAAAAUGAGUAAAAAUGGUUUGGCAUGUUUAUAACUUUAAAACCUUCUCUUUUCUCCCUUAAACCUCCAAGCCUGCCUUCAAAAGGCUUAAAGCCAGAGAAUUAAAGUCCAUCGUUUCAAUAUUUUACUCACUGAUCCUAUGCAACAUUUAAUCCAGAAAUGAAAACUGAACAUAUGUUUGUUCCCCAGUUUGAAGAUGUUUUGCAUGACACCAGCUUUGUGGCCAGCGUUCUACGGCAGCGUAUUAUGACCAUAGUAGAUAAAAAAGGAGCAAGUUUCUGCCAGACAAAAACUCAGAAAUUUUCUGAGAAAUUUUCUAGAAAAAAUUGGGAAUUUUCUGAGAUUGAAAAAUCAAAAAUUCACAAAACAAUCUCUGAAAUUUUUCAAUCUCUGAAAUUUCCUAGACAAAAUUUAGCAAGUUUCAAGUUGAAUAGUUGCAAGAAAAGGAAAAACUAAUGAAUUUUGAAAUUAAUCUCAGAAAAUUUCAAAAGAUUGUGAGAAAGAAAAAUUGAGGUUGCUGUCAGAAGUAGCAGAUUUUUGACUUUUUGAGCUCAAAAAUUUCUCUGCAAAUUUCUCAGUUUCAAGUCUAUAAUUUGCAACAACAAAAAAAUAAAAUACAAAGUUGAGACUAAGCUCAGAAAAUUUAAAGCAAAACCUUGAAAGUAUAAAGUGAAACAUUUGUAAUAAAAAUCUACAUUUUUUAGAAAAGUUUUUCUAAACUUUUGGAGCUCAAAAAUUUUCUUGCAAGUCUGAGUUUCAUGUAAAAAAUAGAUAAGAAAAACUCAAAUUUGGAAAUUAAUUUCAGAAAUUUUUAUAGAAAAAAAAUGUUUUGGUUUCAAGUCAAGCAUUUCCAAGUAAAUGAAAUGUUUUAAGUCUAAAGAAUUGUAUAGAAAAAAAUCCUUAUUAUGGAAAUUUUCAGGGAUUAAUCUCAACUUUUAAAUUUUUUUGGCAGAAAUUAGCUUUUUCUAUAUACAGUGGCCCUGAUACUCCAUCGUAGUUCUCAUUGUCUUUGUGUUUCCCGGUUGCUUUAGUUUUAAUCCUGCUGCUCUUGUUGCAAGCACAAAAAGUUCUGCAAGUCCGUGCAAAGCCAGCUCUGUUAGGUGUGAAUGUCUGAAGCCUUUGACUGGUCCAUCAUUUUAUUACUCACAAACUUAAUGAAUGUUUAGAUUUCAUAGCCGUGUACAUUUUUUAUAUGUAAGAUAACUUUGUAAAUAGCUGUUAAUCUUGCAGCAUUUUGAUGACUUUUUUAGCCGAUUUGGUAUAAUACUUGAAAAUUGGUAUUUUGUGUACAGUCUCUUUGUGUCAGAGCAGAUCGAUGCAGUUUGUCAUCACUUGUUUGUCCAGGACUCAGAGAAUUGAAUCUGAUAUCACUGUACUAGUCUUAAGUUAUUGUGAUUCAAUAAAUUUAUUAAUUUAUAA
Molecule: messenger RNA, 11579 nt
Organism: Xiphophorus maculatus (southern platyfish)
Lineage: Eukaryota; Metazoa; Chordata; Actinopteri; Cyprinodontiformes; Poeciliidae
Gene: nav2a
Product: neuron navigator 2
Exons: 40
Coding region: 526-7929 (2467 amino acids)
Biological process (GO): nervous system development; neurogenesis
Molecular function (GO): protein binding; ATP hydrolysis activity
Source: RefSeq, a predicted model, not a curated record